Phaedon cochleariae (mustard beetle) is the source of this 1393-nucleotide messenger RNA. The record is from the annotation of a GenBank genome assembly. Lineage: Eukaryota; Metazoa; Arthropoda; Insecta; Coleoptera; Chrysomelidae.
UAAUUAUUAUUCUACUAAGCUUUAAUCGAGCUAUGGCAAAACAUCUUAGUGUAGUUGAAACUGGUUAAAAAAAUAGCUCGAGUUGUGAACAUGUGCAUGAUUGUUCAAUGACACAACCAGAUGAAUAACUGACAACGUGCUCUUGUGAACAUUGAACAGUGUGAUAUGGCUUAGUGAAUAGUGAUUAGAAUCAGAAUUGUGUCGGGCAAUGACAAAACAGAAAUUUAUCAUCUAAUCUAAAUGACGAUACUUCUAAAUGUUUGCAGCAAAUUGAGGAUAAUAUGUAAAGCAAGCCUUGGACGAAUUUAUAGCUCGUUUUUAUCGGACCCGCAGACGAUUUUUGGUGAACUUACUUCUCAUUCACGAGUGAUGUCAAUGACAACAACAAUGGCCGUAGGUCAAGAAAGCAAACUAUUUCAAGGAAAGAUUGAUAGAUUCAAAGGUGUUUCGGUGGAUUCGAAAGAAGAAACCUGUAAUGAUGUGAUGGAAUUUUCGCAGAUCCUGGGAGAUUCAUUGAAACAUUGGAAGGAAAUAGGAAAUAGAGGAAUAUGGUUCAAGGUCCAUCUCAAUCAAUCCGAAUGGGUUCCUGUUUUAGUGAAGAAUGGCUUCAAAUUCCAUCAUGCUAAAGAAGAAUACGUGAUGAUGUAUCUAUGGCUGCCGAAAACAGAAAAUUGUAACAUCCCCCAGUAUGCUCACACCAUGAUUGGGGUAGGAGCUGUAGUGGUGAACGAGAAGGAUCAAAUUCUGGUAGUUAGCGAGAAAUACUACGUGGUGGAUAAACCGCAUUGGAAGUUGCCUGGUGGAUAUGUUGAACCUGGUGAAAAUUUGGUGGAUGCGGCUAUUCGUGAGGUCUACGAAGAAACCAAAAUAUCCACCGAGUUUCAGUCAAUUUUGACCCUAAGGCACAUCCACAAUGGGAUGUUUGGCUGCUCAGACAUUUACACUGUCGUCAGUCUGAAGCCACUCACUCAGGAAAUCGAAAAAUGCGACAGGGAAAUUGAGAACUGCAUUUGGAUGGACGUCCAAGAAUAUUUGAACCAUCCUCAUGUCCACGACCUCAACAGAUUCUAUGUUCAGAAAUAUUUGGAGUACAAAAAGUGUAACAUCAAAGUCAAUUGUUUUCAUGGGUGUCAUCAGAUAGUCAACAAGCCUUAUACUGUGUAUUCUGUCACUAAAGCUGAUGAGGAAGGUCCAAAGGAAAAUGGAGAAAAUUCAACUAGCUGACUUUUGUCAGUUUCAGAUUCUUUCAAAACUCUUAUUAUUGUAGGGUGAAGUCAAGAUUGAACUAUACAGGAUUAAAAAAUUUUUUUUGUACGAAUAUAUGUGCCAAUAAUAGAAAUUUGUAUCCAAUAGAAGUUCAAUUGCUCCCGUCAAUAAAAUGUUGCUACAAACC